Molecule: messenger RNA, 2292 nt
Organism: Chaetura pelagica (chimney swift)
Lineage: Eukaryota; Metazoa; Chordata; Aves; Apodiformes; Apodidae
Product: cytosolic phospholipase A2 epsilon-like
Exons: 17
Coding region: 16-2292 (758 amino acids)
Biological process (GO): glycerophospholipid catabolic process
Cellular component (GO): cytosol
Molecular function (GO): calcium ion binding; calcium-dependent phospholipid binding
Source: RefSeq, a predicted model, not a curated record
GUAAAAAUUAUAAGGAUGAGAAAUCUUUGUAAAGCAGACCUGUUGAGCCUAACUGACUGUUACGUGAAGCUGUGGCUGCCAACAGCUUCGUGUCGGGAAGCCCGGACAAGAACUGUACGGAACUGCAGAAACCCUGUCUGGAACGAGACCUUCCGCUUCAUGAUACAAAGUGAAGUGAAGAACAUUCUGGAGCUGACAGUCUGUGAUGAGGAUACUUUCACACCAGAUGACCGGCUUUUGACUGUUCGCUUUGAUGUAGCCAAAAUACAACCUGGAGAAAAAGUUCACUUGAAUUUUGAUUUGAAUUCAGAGUCUCGUGAAGUUUCCUGUUUGGAAGUACAGGCGGAUGAAACAGAAAUGGAGAGUCCUUACAGAAGGAGAGAUUUCACAUUCACAAUUGAAGGAUCCUAUGAAGAAGCCCAGGAUGUUUCCAUAGGUCCUUGCUGCAGCCAGGGAGGCAGCAAAACCACCAUGUUCCACUAUGUCAAACACAGUCAACCCAGACUGCACAUGAGGCUGCCAAAGGAAUGCUUCUUCUGUGGGCAUGGCUCAGCUAGGAGAGAAACGGCUGUGCCUCUGCAUUCUCUGGACUUGGGAAAGAAAGUGACAGUGAUGACAGGUGAAUCAUAUGAGGUCUCUGUGAAGGAAAAAGAUGGCUGCAAGAAUUUAGAUUUGCGGCUGGGAUUUGAUCUAUGUGCAGAGGAGCAGGAUUUCAUCUGUAAAAGGAAGAAGGUGGUUGCUGCUGCUCUGAAAAAUAUUCUUCAGCUAGAUGAAGACCUGCAUGAGGAUGAGGUGCCAGUGGUGGCAGUCGUGACCACAGCAGGGGGAGUGCGGUCCAUGUCAGCUAUGUUUGGUGGCCUUCUGGCUCUCCAGGACUUAGGUGUUUUGGACUGUGUCUCAUACAUCAGUGGUUUAUCUGCCACAACAUGGACCAUGGCAAAGUUAUAUGAAGAUAUGAAUUGGUCACAGAAGGAUCUCAGAGAGCCGAUUAGUGGUAUCAGGAAACAUGUGAUCAAGAGCAAGCUGCAUUGUUUCUCCCCAGAUCAUAUGAAAUACUAUGAAAAGGAACUUUGUGAAAGAAAGGAAGAGGGGCACAAGCUGUCCUUUACAGAUUUAUGGGGACUCUUCAUUGAUUGUAUGAUACAUCAUCAGAGAAGUACUCACAAACUGUCUGAUCAGCAACUGGCAGUAAAUCAGGGGCAGAAUCCGCUGCCCAUAUACCUGUCCCUCAAUGUCAGGGAUGACUUCAGCACUCUGGACUUCAAAGAGUGGGUGGAGUUCACACCUUACGAGGUGGGUUUCCUGAAAUAUGGGGCCUUUGUUCGUUCAGAGGAUUUUGGUAGUGAAUUCUUCAUGGGUCACCUGAUGAAGAAGAUCCCAGAGUCUCGCAUCUGCUUCUUGGAAGGCACAUGGAGUAACAUAUUUUCACACAACUUCAUGGAUGCUGUCUACCUCUCAGGUCAUUCUGAAAACUUCUGGCACAGAUGGACCCGAGACACUGAGCAUGACAUUGAGGAAGACCCUGCUCUGCCAAAGAAACCUCAUGAACAGAAUACUUGCUUAUCCAUUCCCAAAGGUUGCCUUUCCAAUACUCUUCGAGAAAUGAUGACUGGACGGCCAGUGGUUUCAACUUACCAUAAUUUUCUCAAGGGCUUGCAACUGCAUAACAAGUAUUUAGAGAAUGAGGGCUUUUCUAUGUGGAAAGACACAGUGCUUGAUUCUUCUCCCAACCAGCUAAAUGAAAUGGGUGACUACCUCAAGCUGGUAGAUACAGCUUUCUUCAUCAAUACCAGCUGCCCACCCAUUCUGAGGCCAGAGAGAAAAGUGGAUGUCAUUUUGCAUUUAAAUUACAGCGGUGGCUCACAAACUCUGCCACUGGACCUCUUCUCAGAGUACUGUUUGGAGCGUGGGAUCCCAUUUCCCAGCACGGAGCUGUGCCAGGAAGACCGGGAACACCUGAGGGAAUGCUAUGUGUUUGAGAAUAGCUUAGAGGCACCAGUCUUAGUCUAUUUUCCACUAGUGUGUGAUACCUUCCAAAAAUUCAAGGCACCAAAUGUGGAGCGCAGUCCCACGGAGAUGGAGCAGGGAAGAGUAGAUGUGUCUAACUGUGUUGCUCCCUAUGGCACUGGUCUGCUUACAUAUACUGAAGAGAAUUUCAACAAGUUGCUGAACCUGUGCAGCUACAACAUCCUGAACAAUAAACAUUUAAUUCUUCAGGCUUUGCGAACUGCAGUGGAACGGAAGAAGCGAUUUAAAAACUGUUUGUCACCUCAGUCAUCUAAACCCUUUUAA